Molecule: messenger RNA, 1287 nt
Organism: Lithohypha guttulata
Lineage: Eukaryota; Fungi; Ascomycota; Eurotiomycetes; Chaetothyriales; Trichomeriaceae
Gene: SEC62
Product: Translocation protein S62
Exons: 2
Coding region: 1-1287 (428 amino acids)
Biological process (GO): post-translational protein targeting to membrane, translocation
Cellular component (GO): endoplasmic reticulum; endoplasmic reticulum membrane
Source: RefSeq, a predicted model, not a curated record
AUGGCAGCUCCCGGAGGGGGUCCCUUCAUUGGUGGCAGACAAGUCACACCACAAGAAAUGGAGGCAAGAAUGACAGAAGAAGCGAAGAAGCACGGCCUCACACUCGAGCAAUUCAAGCAACUCCAGAUGAUUCAACAAAAGCGCUUGGAGGCAGAAGCCGCAAAGGCAGGAAUGACACCGCAACAAUUCAUAGCCAUGCAACAGCAGCGGCUACAAGAAGAGGCAGCCAAGGCAGGAAUGAGCCCGCAGCAGUUUCUGGCCAUGAAGCAGCAGGAAGCAAUACAAGCGCAAAGACAGGCGGCUCAACAGGCCCAGCAACAGGGUCAACAGAGUCAACCACCUGAUGCGAAUGGGCAGCCACCACAACCCCAGCCUGGACAACCUCAAUUACAGAAGAUUGACCUGAACAAGCCUGUUGAGCCAAAGCCUGAUGCGCUUGCUGUUGCAAAAUUUCUUAGAUCUCAAGAUCUCAAAUUGCGAACGUGUAUUUUUGAUGGACAGAGGAAAGAGAUGUUCAAGGUCAAGCGCGCAUUUCGAGUCCUACAAAGCGAUGCUUACAAAAAGGCUCGUGAGAAAGAUCCUUUACUCCCUCCAGUCACCAACGACGUUGAAGCCCGCAACGCUGUUCAACUUCUCCCACUAAACAUGCUUGCGCUAAGAGUGGGAAAGAAAGAUGAUGAGCAUGCAGGCCACAAUCACAAGAAACCAAAACGAGUAAAGGGUCUUUGGGAUGUCAAGAUCGAAGGUCAGCAAGAAUUUGAGCCGAUGAUGCACUACAUGUGGAUCUACGAGGUACCAAGCAUUAAGACACGAGUCUACAGUAUACUGGCUCUGCUCGCUGUAUUCACCGUUGUUCUCUUUCCACUCUGGCCAAUGUUCAUGCGACAAGGCGUAUGGUACCUGAGUGUCGGCGCAAUGGGUCUACUCGGUGCAUUCUUCGCCAUGGCUAUUUUCAGACUCAUUCUCUUCUGCGUUACAGUUUUCGCAGUACCGCCAGGGUUAUGGCUGUUUCCAAAUCUGUUCGAGGAUGUUGGGUUUUUUGACAGUUUCAAGCCGGUCUGGGGUUGGCAGGAAACGAAGAAGAAAAAGAAGAGCAAGAAGGGUGGUGACGGUGGUGCUAUCGCUGCUGGACAGCAAGCGGCUGAGAAGGCGAGUCAAGAUGUGCCAACGUCAAACAUGAAUGGUGGCGCUAUUACUAGUGGCAGUGAACCUACUGCUUCCGCUGGGGGUGCUUUGGCGACCAAGCGACAUGCUGCGCCCAUGGUUGAAGACGCUGACGAUGAUUGA